This is a messenger RNA of Knipowitschia caucasica, 687 nucleotides long. The record is from the annotation of a GenBank genome assembly. Lineage: Eukaryota; Metazoa; Chordata; Actinopteri; Gobiiformes; Gobiidae.
AUGUUACAAAGGAAUGUUUUUAUAGCCGAGCUUGUUGAUGGAAGACUAGAAACCCAUAAAACCGUAACCCUCAAAUUUUCAGAAUUUGAGUCAUCUCUCCCAACAAUUAAGGCCAAAGUGUUUGAGGCCCUUGGCCAAGAGCAGUCCAUUGUGCUGAUAGACAGCCAUCAUAAUGAGAUAAUGGACUGUGAAGGAACAAGGGGACCUGGCUUCUGGAAACAGAAUGCAAGGAAAAUUUACGCUGUUCCAGAAGAACAACUACAAAGGCUCAGGGGGAAUAAGCGAAAGAGAGAAAGUCGAAAUGGUGACAGUAGUGCCCUUCCAGAGGUGUUGGACCAAAUUGAGGAGGUCCUUUUGGCAUCCCAAGGUUUGCAGGAAGUAUCCAAGUCACUGAAAGACCUUGUGGCAUUUGUCAGAGGAAACAAGUACACAACUGUCAGCCUCAGCGAAGACCAGGCUGCUGCUGUAAAAGCAGCCUUUUCUUGUGUCAUUUGUAGAGACCCCAUGAAGGAUCCAAUGUUUGCAAGCUGUUGUACCACCGUACUUGGAUGCAGAGCCUGUUUGGAUCAGUGGCAGGAUGGUCAUGCACACUGUCCCAAGUGCCGGACCGAUGAUUUUUCUUUCCACAUCCAGUCUGUUGUGGGGCUGGACGAUGCCCUCACAGCACUUCACAAUAUUAUUUCCUGA